AUAUGGCCACUAACGAAAUUAGCUUUUUCGAGCAAAUGCAAUUCGAGCACCCACGCUGCUCGACUAUCGUCAGUUCGAGCUAGCUCAAUUGUUUAUAUCCCCGUUCGCGUGUAUCUUCCUUCUGCGGUCGGGCGUUAUUACACCUGGAGACGGGUUUGCACGCUGUUCUGGCUUUAGCUGAGAAGUUCUCGGGCAUAAAUUCAAAGUAUAGAAUGAACUUUUGAUGUAAACUUUCCAUCCAAACAUCGAAAACCCCUCCACAACAGAACCGCUCGGCUUAUUUACAACACAGUGGUUCUAAGCGCGAGUGUGUGUGUCCUAAGUUAAGAACGGUGGUGUUUUGUAAAUUGGUUGAACUAAACCUAGUUAGUCGUAUUGUGAAGAGUCUAGUGGCGUUAGCUCAGCAAGGACUAAAACAUCCUCCCGGGAACUAGAAACACUGUAAGUUUCUAAGCGCGUAGCUUCCCGAUUUGCUUGCAUGAUGCCAAGAAACCCGAACAGCUGCUGCUGCUGCCGCUUCUUGAGCGCCGUAUUUGCUUCUUGAGCGAACCUGCAGGGUCCAUCGCAGGCCUAAAGCAGAGAGACGGAAGUAUAGUACCAGAAGUAUCCAAUCCGUGACGAUUGUCGAGAGCCGACCGGUCACAGGAAGCUGUGUUAUCCUAAGGUUAAGACAGUGAAUUCGUAGUAAAACAUUGACUCGUCUGCUACCCAUCGCUAACAAGGGCAUUCGUUGUAAAGUAUUGUGUAUCAAUCAACCAAAAGACAACCACUUAAACGUUUAAAAAAACGAAACGAAUUGGGAAAGAGAAAUUGUACUGAAAUUAUUCAGCCAUCCACCACUAUCUUCAGCACAGCAAUCAACUUGUGAAGCGAUCCCGAUACAGAAAAAUGAACCCCAACGUGGUAACACGCAGCAGCGCCAAGCAGUCGAAGAUACGGACCCGUGCCCAGCAGGCAGCGAUCGAAGCGGAAAAGGAGGAACGAAGGGUAAAGUUUUACGGUGGCCAACGGACGUCCGGCAAAGGCAGUAUAGCGGAAGCGAAAAAGCAAGGCAAACUAAGAAUGUCAGCCAACGGCACCGACGAACGGCGCAGUUCCGACUUUAGCGAUGUACAGCUGAAGGACAUCUUUCACAACGCGCAAAGUGUGAGCAGUGUCGAGCGCGGUUCUACCGGCAUCCUGUACGACGAUCGUUUCGCGCUGCACCGCUGCCUCUGGGACAGCAACUAUCCGGAAUGUCCCGAACGCUAUCUGCGCGUAAUGGAGCGCGUUGCAAUGGGGAAAUUGGUGGAGCGAUGCAAGUUCAUUGCACCGCGGGAAGCCACCAAGGCGGAGAUCCUGACGAAACACACCGCAGAGCAGAUUGCGAUACUGGAGAAAACGCACGGUUCGCAGGACGAGACGGAGCUGGAACGGUUAAGCUCGAAGUAUGAUGCUAUCUUUAUCCAUCCGACAUCGUACGAGACAAGUUUGCUAGCGGUUGGUAGCACGAUAAAACUCGUCGAGAGCGUGUGGAACGGUACGGUGCAGAAUGGAAUGGCGAUCCUGCGACCGCCGGGCCAUCACGCAAUGACGGCAGAGUACAACGGGUACUGCUUCUUCAAUAACGUCGCUAUCGCAGCUCAGCACGCACUGGACCAUCUCGGCACGCGCAGGAUACUGAUCGUCGACUGGGACGUGCACCAUGGUCAGGGAACGCAACGGAUGUUUUACUCAGAUCCGAGAGUGCUUUACUUCUCCAUCCAUCGGUACGAGCAUGGUACGUUUUGGCCUAAUUUACGCGAAUCCGAUUUUGACUAUAUCGGAGAAGGUAAUGGUGAGGGAUACAAUUUUAACGUACCGCUUAACAAGACCGGCAUGACGAAUGGUGAUUACCUUGCCAUCUGGCAGCAGAUUCUACUACCGGUAGCCGCAGAGUUCAAUCCUGAACUGGUUAUCGUGUCGGCUGGUUAUGAUUCGGCGCUGGGCGAUGAGAAGGGUUGUAUGGAAAUAACGCCAGCCUUCUACUCACACCUGCUUAGUCCCCUGCUCGCACUGGCUCAGGGACGUGUGGCGGUCGUGAUGGAGGGUGGCUACUGUCUCGAAUCACUGGCCGAAGGAUGCACGCUCACGCUCAGGACAUUGCUGGGCGAUCCGUGCCCGAGGCUGGCAGAGAAGCUACAACCACCAUCGGAAAGUAUGCAAACAUCGAUCCUCAACUGUAUCCACAGCCACCGGAAGUACUGGAAGUGUCUUCAGUUUUAUGAACUUUAUGACCUGGAGGAUUAUAAUAACACUAAUCCGCAGGAUGAUUUCCACAAGGUGAUCAAAUGCUACAUUCCACCGGAACCGCCUGCACAGCCGGGAUACUACGAAACGCGCAACUGCUAUCCGGUGCAGUCGGAUGAGGAACGCACCAAGAUCCAGGAACGUCUGACAUGGUUACGCUUCAACACGGAUCUCACCGUACCGCCGAGUCGUGUUUGCUUCGUGUACGACGAGCUAAUGCUGGAACAUCGGAACAGCCAGGAAAAGUGGCACCCGGAGCAACCGGAGCGCAUUGCAAAGAUAAUGCAGCGACUGUCCAUCGAUUACCAGCUCGUGAAGCGCAUGCAACGGAUAGCGGGCCGGUUGGCUACGACUGAGGAACUUUGUCUGGUGCACGAAUCGAAACAUGUGCAGCUAAUCGAAACGCUAUUCGACCUGGAUACGAUGAAGCAAAUGGCCGUCAAGUACAAUUCGAUCUACUUCCAUCCCAGUACAAACGAUAGUGCCCGAAUGGCGGCCGGGUCUGUGUUGGAGGUGCUGUCAGAAGUGUUGAGUGGCCGGGUACGGUCCGGGGUGUGCAUUGUACGGCCACCCGGACAUCACGCUGAAUCGGACACACCGCACGGGUUUUGCAUUUUCAACAACAUUGCGGUGGCGGCCCGGGCCGCGGUGGAAUAUUACGGUUUGCGCCGGGUGCUGAUUGUAGAUUGGGAUGUGCACCAUGGGAACGGGACGCAGCACAUCUUCGAGCAGGAUCCACGCGUGUUGUAUAUUUCUGUGCACCGGUACGACAAUGGUUCGUUCUUUCCGAACAGUACGGACGCGAACUAUACCGUGGUGGGUAGUGGACAGGGCGAGGGAUUUAACGUUAACAUUCCCUGGAACCGCAAGGGCAUGGGUGAUGCGGAGUAUGUGGCAGCGUUCCAGUCGGUUAUUUUACCGAUUGCUUACGAGUUCGAUCCGGAGCUGGUGCUCGUCUCGGCCGGUUUUGAUGCGGCUAUCGGCGAUCCGCUUGGCGGGUGUCGCGUUACACCGGAAGCGUACGGACACUUUACGCACUGGUUGUCGGCGCUUGCUGGCGGCCGGAUAAUGGUGUGCCUGGAGGGCGGCUACAACGUUAACUCGAUCUCGCACGCGAUGGCCAUGUGCACCAAGGCACUGUUGGGGGAUCCGUUGCCGAUGCUUCUUCCACCGGUCAGCACGCGCACUGCCGCGACCACCACCAGUUCAACCAGUGUAUCCUGUGCAGAGACACUGCGGAAUGUGCUGGCGGUGCAGCAGAAGUACUGGCGAUCGUUGCGUUUCAACAAAAAACUACCAAGCUGUCAAUCACUGACGGACGGUACGCUGAUCGACGCACUCGAUGCUAUGAGCUUGAACGAUCCGGACUCUUCCAAACAAACACCACAAACCACCUCAUCGCCAUCGUCCACGUCCGGUUCGGUUGGGGCAGGUUCCGAUGAACCAUGCGCCUCAUCAUCUGCUGCCGCCACGAGUCAAAAGCGUGCAACAACGCUGACUGAAUAUUUGGAAGCUAAUCUAGAGGCAUUGCAAAACGAAGAAAUGUUUGCUGUUAUACCACUGAAAAACUGUCCACAUCUGAAGUUACUGCGCCCGGAAACGUGCCCCGCUUCCAUCAACACACAAACACCUUGCAGCGACUGUGGUGCAGAGGUGGAAAAUUGGAUCUGUUUGCUGUGCUUUGGCGUGUACUGUGGCCGCUACGUCCAGGAGCAUAUGCUACGGCACGGUACGGAAACGGUGGACCACCCGCUAGCCCUCAGCUUUACCGAUCUAUCCGUGUGGUGUUACGGGUGCGAUGCGUACAUCGAUCAUCCAGCACUGCACCACUAUAAGAAUUUGGUGCAUCUGGACAAGUUCCAGGAACCGCUCGUCUGGUCGUACGGUAGUGAUCUGGUGCUGGAUGUGGUCAAUGCUGGUGCCAGCAGCAGCAGCAAGCAGAAGGGUGACUGAUAUUGGCCGGAUAUCUCGAAAAUUAUCUUUCGAGUUCUCGUCCUGUUCCUGCUAAAACAUAUGCUCGUCGGUUAUUUCAAGUAGCAUGCUGCGUAAAGCGGUGUGCUACCCUACCAACCGGAAGCCAGCUGUUGGCAGUGUAAGGCUUUUAUGUUCAUCGUAACACAAUUUUACACUUAAUGAUGUUACUAUCUAAUGCGCUUUUCCAAUUGUCUAACCUAUAAUUGUGUGUGUUGUGUACCAAAAUGGCCCAAAAACUAUGUUUAAAGAAGGAGAAGUAACGAGAGUAACUAUUUAUCUAUCUAUAAUCAAGACAAAUAGGAGGAGAGAAUUAAUAGGCAAUUCCUUAGGAUAUACUUUUAAUAAUUUCUUAUGACGAUAUUUCAAAAGGGAUUGAUUGUUGAACCUUUUUAAUUUUCCGCUGGGUUGUAGAACAAAAAUAAGACAACCUUUUUUUUUAUUUACGCUAACAAGCAAUUAACCCAUCGGUCCUAUAUGCGUCCUGCAUGUUUGCUUGUUUGUAUUGUAUAAUAUUGCGCUAUGUUUCUGCGAAAAGUAGAUCAGGGAUAAGCAUAACCACCACAUACUAUAAGUCAAAUGUACAAGAGGUACCGGUAUCGUGAUGGAGAUUUUGAAAGCAAAAUGCUGUUAUGCUGUUAGGCUGGUUGUACAAAACAAAAUCACAUAUUGGCGGGUGGUCACUUUACUUACAAUUCAAAUCUUAAUGUGUGCUGUUCUAAAUUACAACACCACUUUUCCACUCGCUCGCUAAAGAUGGAAAACAGCUGCCAAUAAUUGGCCAUCAAAGUUGAUGAAGCUGUGCAACGUUUGUUAGAUAUAUAGCUGUAGAACACGUAUCGUAAAGAAGAAACGAUUUAGUUGUCUAGGUUUUCUUCGGUUGGAAUGUAUGUUGCGUUUUUGUACCAUUCGUGCCUCAUAAGACAGCACAUCAAGUUUUCAUUUCACAUCUUUCCAUAAUGAUAGAUUUCAUGCGUAAAAAAUCGAUGCUUGUACCGAGCUGAAUGAGGUUAACACGCUGCGGUAUGAAAGGUACACGGUCUAGUCGAACUUUCAACUUACACCGUUUUACAUACCCUGCCACGGUUAAUUUUAGAACAAUAACCUAUAUUACUCAGUCAAAUGUGAAUCAACGCGGUGAGCGAACAAACAAACGUGGCAUUGUUAGAGCGGCCCGGUCCGAGGUUCAAAUCCCAUCGGAGCCGUUCUCCCCAUAGUGAGGACUGACUAUCCAACUACGUGGUAUCAGCAAGUCUAGUAAGCCAGAAAUGGCAGGCAUGACCUAAGAGGUCGUUAGGUCAAAGAAGAAAAAGAUUACUUGAGCAAGUUGUAGGGAACAAUAGGAAAACCAAUGUAACGGAUAGGAGUACUAGUUAUCUUUUGGGCCAUUCCAGUGUACUAGAAUUUAGAUGAUGGAUGUGUAUAAUUAUUUGAUUCGUUUGACUGCGUUUUUGUUUUGAUUUGUUAAAAUUCAUGUUAAAACUAUACGGUCGUGUGUGGUGCGGUAGGUUUCACGAUGUUACUAUAUUUCGUAGAGAUUGGGAGUAGAGGAAAAGAGGGCACGACAGCAGCAGCAGCAGUGGAAAGGGUUAAAACAAUGUAUGUUGGUUCUAUAAAAUAUUAACACAACAGUAACUAAGUAAAA
Molecule: messenger RNA, 5884 nt
Organism: Anopheles stephensi (Asian malaria mosquito)
Lineage: Eukaryota; Metazoa; Arthropoda; Insecta; Diptera; Culicidae
Gene: HDAC6
Product: histone deacetylase 6
Exons: 10
Coding region: 889-4221 (1110 amino acids)
Biological process (GO): chromatin organization
Cellular component (GO): histone deacetylase complex
Molecular function (GO): zinc ion binding; histone deacetylase activity
Source: RefSeq, a predicted model, not a curated record